CUUGCUUCACAGAGAUAUUUAAGACGUGCAACGUGUUAAACUAAUACUUUUCGACUGUCUUAUUAUAGGAUUUAUAAGCAGGAACAUAAUUUUUAUCUUUGAGUUUCCGGGAAACCGGCUCCGGGACCAUGGAAAGCUAAAUAACCGCGGAGAGCCGCUUCCCACGCGCUACGUUCCACCAUGGACUUUGAGGUUGACAAAAGAGACUAUAGCGUUGCAGAGUUUCAUGAGACAUUCCAGGACAACCUGCCACGCAUCGUGAUGGUCUCCCAGGGUUUCUAUGGCGAGAUCACGGAGGACACGUUUGACAGGGAAAUGAUAAUCCGUAUCCAGACCGUGUCCAAGCAACAGCGCGUGAUAGCACUGUCGGAGUACCUGAACUAUACCAAGCUCAUAUCCAUACCCACUGUAUACCAGGAGAGGAUGUGCGUCGUCAACAAACACAACAAACUGCGCAAAGAGAAGACGAUGUCGGCCAUCUUGAGCGAGUACCCACUUCCGGUGUGUGUGGAGUUUCCACGCGAUCGCACGAUUCACGUGGACGGCCAACAGAUAAGCACCAACCACCUUCCCAGACUCGACCUCCUCCAGAAGUUUGACGAGAUGUUUCUGUUAGGGAACUUUAUAACGGACGGCGUGAUGGACCCGGAUGUGAUCCACGUGCCUCUGUAUUUGUCCCAGCUCCGCCUGGCGCUGAUUACCGGCAUAAAGGGGGUCGCGAAGCAGAAGUGGGCUAGCUACCAGGAGGAACUGGACAACGCCAGCUCGUACAUCGAGUAUGACCUCUCCUUUGGGAACCAAGGUAUCGGCCAGUACGAUCCAUCCGCAGUUCACUCGGGGUCCUUGUACUCGUAUGUGGAGCCGCGGGUCUACUCGAACCUCGCCAAGGUGUUCCAGACGCCGCACGUACGUCCAAACGAGACCAUCAGCGCCAUGGAUGACCCCGCCUACACCGUUGAAAACACUAACGGCGACACGUGCAAACUUUUGGAGUCGGAGGGGACAGUCUAUGACGAAAUCGGUAAACAACGCUCUAAUGCACCUCCUUUGUCCAUCUUAAAAAGCAAACCACCGCCACCGUCUGCACCUAUCGCUAAGGAUUCAAUGCAGACCGUGAACAAAGAGAAAGAAUCACCGAAAGUAACAAGAGGUAUUGCUGCCGAGUUUAAAAAAGCUUUAAAGGCUAGGCAACACCCACCGGCGGAACCUUACCAAUCACCGGAAGAUUCGUCUGCUUCUUGUAAGGGGCCGCCUCCGGUCACGCUCAAACCCAUGCGGCCACCGCCGGCCAUACCGGAAGUGAAUGCUAACGAAACAUGGAAAUUACCAAAACAGAUACAAUCGCGGUCGGUAACAGAGACACCGCCUACUCGACCUUACACUGUGUCCAAAGAGUUUGCCUUGUAUUCCAACGACGUCCCUCGAACAAGCAUAGCACCAAUGCAAACACAUGUUGAAAAGAAACAGACUAUGCCUGCAAAAACCCACCAUAAAACUGAAAACAUUAAACCAGUCCGGCCACACAGAGUAACUUCCAGUUUAAAAAGUACUCAACAAGACGACAGUCUACCAGAGGUAAAUUCUGCAGACGAUGUUAAAAAGUUGAAAAUAAGUGAAGUAUGCGCGUAUCUAAAAGUGUUACGACUGGAAAACUAUGCGGAUGUGUUCCAAAAUAAUUUAAUCGACGGGAUGACGUUAAGUACCCUGAGUAGCGAAGAUAUCCAGCAGGAGUUCCAGAUGAAACCCCUAGAGGCUAUGAGAUUAACAAACUUCGCACAUAGAGGUCACGUGCCGAAAUGAACAUGAACCCGAUAUCCAUUUAAACAUUGUAAAUUGAAAGUAAUAUUGAUUUAACAUCUGGGUUUAAUUUUGACCAGAGUUAAACAUUUUUGUGCAAACCGGUUGAAUGUGAACUUCAAAACGGCUUAUCCGGUUAAUAUUGACCGGCAUUUAACAUUGUUACCAGUAGUUGACCGGUAAUAGAUUGGCCUUUUUUACGCCAAGCUUUUAAGCGAUGGUGUUCUAAUAAUUUACUUAUUAUGAGUUGUUUUUUAUUAUUGAUUUAUUGCUAAAUGGUUUGUAUCUUUUCGAACAAUGGCCGACAAAUGGUGCAUAUAAAUCAAACGUUUAUAUGAGUUUUUAAUGUGAUUUGAGAGAAUCUUUCAAUUAUAAUAGUAAUAUUUUAGUUAUAGGAAGCUAAAUCAUGUUUAGUUCAAACCGAAGACUCAAAACUACAAGCGAGUACGCUAGCCACUGCGCUUACCGGACAACCAAGAAAACUACCAAACUUGGUGAAACUAAUCAACUAACUUUUCA
Mya arenaria is the source of this 2316-nucleotide messenger RNA. RefSeq lists its product as uncharacterized. The coding region runs from base 181 to 1800 and encodes 539 amino acids. The transcript is spliced from 6 exons. The record is from RefSeq and is a predicted model, not a curated record. NCBI's taxonomy places the organism in Eukaryota, Metazoa, Mollusca, Bivalvia, Myida, Myidae. Gene Ontology annotation, molecular function: protein binding.